Musca domestica (house fly) is the source of this 3110-nucleotide messenger RNA. RefSeq names its product protein scylla. Gene Ontology annotation, cellular component: cytoplasm. The transcript is spliced from 2 exons. Lineage: Eukaryota; Metazoa; Arthropoda; Insecta; Diptera; Muscidae. The coding region runs from base 752 to 1537 and encodes 261 amino acids. Gene Ontology annotation, biological process: apoptotic process; negative regulation of signal transduction; regulation of TOR signaling. The record is from RefSeq and is a predicted model, not a curated record.
CGGCCGGAAUAGUAGCUUCGUAGCACUGCUGUUGAACACACAAUAAAAUAUUCAGCCAAAACAACAAUAAGACGGCCUUUCAAACCAAAAAACCCUCAUCAGACUUUUCAUCCAAAAGAAAAAUAAAAACAGAAACCGUAAAGGCACAACAAUUAUCAGCAGCUAAAUAAUUUUCAAAAAUUACACAUACACUUACACACAUCAGAAAUUGUUACAACAGCAGACUUUUUGUUUUGUUAAAUUAUUUGUUUAAAAGAAAAGAAGAAAGAACAACGUUUGCUACAAAAAUUAUAAUCUUCUCACUGAAAAAAAAUAUAAUUUUGUUUUUCAUCUCGUUAAAGAAAGCAAUUAAGAACUUGUUUGUGCAACAAAGUUUUUCUCAAAGCUACUAAAGCAGUGUUAAAGAAAUUAAACCAAAAAAUCAAAGAAUUAAACAUACCACCCACCUAUUGACUCAAGGGGAGAAAAACUUUAAUUCACAGCUGAAUGUGAGAAGAAAGUCCGGAAUGAAAUUUUAAGUUUUGAAAUUUCUUAAAAAUCGUGCCGUAUUUUUGUAUCGGAAAAAGGACUAAGAGAGAAAGUAAGGCAGGAAGGCAGAAGAAAGAUCCCACAAGGAGUUCUGCCGCCCACCUUUAUGAAAAUUGUGAUAUUUUUUUAAAAAGAAAACCCAACAACAAGUUAAUUUUGUUAAAUACUUCAAAGAAAAAUUGCUUCGUUUCUAUAAUCUGUAAAAAUAAUAAAUUGCCUACAAAUGAAAAUGGAGGUGUUAUCCGUACAAAAUCAAUAUCCUGCUCAUUUUGCUCUAGCUACAGAUUGGAAGAGUCAACUCACCCUGUCCACACCCACACAAGGAGGUUCGUUGAAAUCUCAACCCUCCUAUAAAUUUACAACACCCUUCAAGCCACAUCACCACAUCAACCAUUCACAUCAGCAUGGCAAUAUUAAUAGCAACAACAGCAGCAACAACAACAAUAAUAAUAGCAAUAGCAUCAACUAUAACAUUAGCAAUAACAAACAGCAGCAGCAGCAUAAAACAAACAACACCUCCAACUCCUCAAACAAAUUGAACUGUGAUAAUACUACCACCAACACCACUAACAACACAACAACAUCAACAGCUUUGCAAACGGCCGCUGUCCAGGAGCUGUCGCUGCGUCUUUUGGAAGAGUUGCGUGCUGCCAAGUCACGUCAUUUGGCCUGCACUGAAGUGUCGCUACCCUGUGAUCUCACACCACGCAUAGCGCUGGAUAUUUUACGUUUAGCCCGUGAAGAAACUCAUGGUCUACGCGAAUGCACCAUCUACAUUGAAUUCGAAGAUGAACCCAAUAACUCAAGGCGCAUUGCCACUCUUGAUCUCAAUCAGCAACGCUAUGGCGUUGAUGCUCAGGCCUACGAGAUCUAUGUGACACUGCGUCAGGAUCAUAGGGGCUGGACAUCGUUGCUGCCACAAUUUAUGAAGAAUUUAUCGCGCACCAUAACAAUAAGUCCCGACUUUAGUAUAACCAAACAUAAGCCAUACUCCAAGAGUUUGUGUUAGACACACACACACACAGUGAUAAUCAAAUCUGACACUGGAUUAUAAACCAUAUAUAUGUAUGUAUGUGUAGAAGAAGAUAUUUGGUAGUAAUCAAGUAAUAAUUACAUAUUUUUUUUUAACUUAACAAAAAAAAAUGAAAAACUCAAACACCCUUCACCGAUAAUCCCAUUAAACAACCACAUACACAAAAUUACACUCAAGACCAAAACUACAUACAAACAUAUACUACUCUUAGAAACACACGUACAUAUAUAUAUAAUAUAUUUAUAUGACAAAAAAAAAAACAAAAAGAAGAACCACCCACCUUUUUAGAUUUCUAUAAUUUUUUAUGAAAAAAAAAAAAAACUAAAAAAAAAACAAAUCAAUACCAAACAACCCACUUGACUUGACUUUAAUGCAAAACAAAAAGUCCAAAAACAAACCUCUUUCUUUUUGGUUUCGUAAUUGUUUUUAUAGUUUUUUAGAGUUUCCAGUUUCUAACGACGGAAGGUUAAGAGGUUUUCAAAGUUCAUUGAUUACCACUGAAAACCAAGGGAAGUAACUUCGAACAGACACACAAACAAACAUUUGUUCAAAUUAGGUUUUAAUAAAUUAUUUAUAUUUUUUUUUUUAUAAUUAUUGUUAAAUAUUUUUUGUUUAGCUUUUAAUUUUAUUUGUCUUUAAAAAUAUUUUUUAUUGUUUUGCUUUAAUUUUUUUUUUCGAAAUUUUGAUUUAAUUGAUUUUUGGAUAUAAAUACGAAAACGUGAAACAUUUUUACAAAAAAUGCCUGCAUUUAUAUCCUCUUUGAAUCCCUUAACACUUGCCCUUACUUUCCAAGAUAAAAAGCAAAGGAAACGAAAUGAAGUAUUUGCCAAGAUCUCCAACUCAUUAAAAUGUGAUACUGAUUAAGUUGCUUAGGUUAAGAAUAUUAUCGUUAAUAAAUAAUUUAAAAAAUAUAUAACUACAAACUACAGUAUUUUCACAUGACAAACGAGUUAAAAAUACUUUUCGAAUUUCUCAUUGAAAUAACUCGAAUAUUUGAAUUUGUUGUCAUUUUAGUUCUCAAUAUCUCGAACUUCAUGUGAAAAUAUUGUUAUUGUGGCCAUGGUCAUACCAUGGCCAAGAAAGGGGUUCAAUACCAUGUAAGGAGACAAUUCAUACAGUCCCCUUUGUUUGUCCGCCCGUUUAAAAAUACAAAGUGAAAAGAAAUGAAUACAAAAUUCGAAAUUCAAAAUUUUCACCUAAGUUUAGUGAUUUAGGCUUAAAAACAAACAUACAAAAUCAGAAUAACUCAAGGCUGCAUUACUGGCUUAAUGUUAGGUCCUUAAAAGUAAUUAAUUUAAUAAAUUAAAAAUGAUGAAAAAAAAAAAAACAAAACACAAAAUUGUGAACUUGAAAACCAAUUAACUGCGAUAUGUGAAAACGUCUUGAUAUCAAAUUUCAAAUUUAAAGUAACAAAUAAACAAUACAAAGAAUAAGAAAAAAAUUGAAAAUUUUUAAAAAACAACAAAAAAUCCUAACCAAUAACAUUUCACACACACAAAACAAAAAUCGUUUAGAAAUAAGAAAAUUUGAUGAAAAAAAAAAAACAAAA